GUAAUGAAUAGUAAUGAUGUUGCAAACUUGAUGCUCAAGUGAAAACUUGAAUUGUAUAGACCUCAAUUAAAUGAGAGAUUUUGUAUCAAGUUGCAAGAUAAUUCAGCAGAAUGAAUUAAUAUUUUGCGAGAGAAAAUUGAUCUCAAUCGCAAUGAGAUUGUUUUACAAGAAAAAAAUAUAUAUUUCUUAAUCAUAAAUUAAUAUUGUUGUGCGAGAAAACUUAAUCUCGAUCGCAGAACAAUGUCGUUAUAGUAAUAAGACAUAUAGAGAUUGCUAAAAAGCAAACAUAUUAAACAUGCCACGUAAUGACCACAUAUUUUCUGGAAUGUUAAAAUUCAACAAAAAAACGCUAAAAAGCGGUGGCCCAACCUUAUCCAGGGAAGCCAGCCCAGGUCUGACCUGGUCAACCAAUUGGGUAAGGAUCAAGCUGCCAGGGAUGGCGAUUCCCAGCCAGCAUCCAUCCCCAAUCCCCACGACCAACGCGGGCGGCGACUGCCAUGGCCGGUCGGCCGUUUCUCCGGCAAUUCGUGGAGAGACCACGACCCGGGCGGAGCGCCGUCGAGCCUCGCGUUGGGAGGCAGGAGAAGGUUGCGCCAGACGACUCCGGGGAGGGCGUGUCGGCCCGAUUGGGCACAGGCGAAGACGCCCACAGCCGGCCGACCGCACCACCGGCGGCAAGAGGAUCUCCCAUCGCGCUCGUCCUCGGAGUAGGAGCCAUCGUGGAGGUGGGUGCCGGGCGCGACGCCGUUGGAGGCGCCAUUCACGAGUCCGAGUGCCUCUGGGCUCCAUGUGCCAGAUCGGCCGGAGCGGCUGCCCGACGGCGGGCUCGCCAACGGGAGGCCGAGGGACACGAGGCAGCGGCGAGUGCCUGUACACGGUGGAGGCGGAGGAGUCAUCGCAAGAGCGUGGCCUUGGCGCGGGCGCAGCGCGACGCGAGGGCAAGGCCUUGGCAGUCGGCACGGGUGGGCGCAGGCCGAAGGCCGUCGCACGCGCUCGGAGGCGUCUUGGCCUCUUCCUAGCGCUUGUGUGCGGGGAUCAUGGUUUGCAGUGUUGCCUGUCGCCGGUUUCUGAUCUCAAUUUCGUCGACGUCAGACGUUGUGAGGCCAUCGGGGCCGAGGGCCGUGGCCGGCGAACGCCGCUGCGCGUACCUGCGCGUCCCCUCACUAUGAAGGGCCUAGCCAAGGGCUUGGUCGCGUACGCAGUUAUCGGUUUUCUUCACGCCGCUAUGCCCGUGCGCCGUCGAUGAUGCCUGGAAUAAUUCGCUCCGCUGAGAGCGUGUUGAUAACGUGUUAGAAGGUAAAAAUAUGAAAAAAGACAGACAUGUAAAAGUGAAUCAGUUAAUCUUUAUUGAUGAUGGUACAUCUAUAUAUAGAGUUAUAAAAGACACGAAGUGAAAAGGUGUCUGUUCAAGAAGGCAUCAGGAACCGACGUCGGUUUCCAUAUGAAAACUGUCAUCUAUUCCUUAAGCAUGGAUUAAUAGGAUUAGUUAAAUCCUAACACAUUUUAUCCUAUCUACACCUGGAGCCAACCCCCUACGGUCAACCGCCACCUUGCCGCAUAACAGGUUCUUGCGUGGAACCAUGGAUUUCUAGCCUAAGAACGGUGGAAGCUAUACGUCGACGGAUCUUUACGGAUAUUUUAUGAGAUGAAUUUAACACAAUGUUUUAAAUAGCCGCUAUAGCUUCGUUAUAGCCUCUGAGAGCUCUCCCGCUAAAGCUGUUCACUUUUAGUGUUAAAUUGAAAAUGAGACAAUAGCCCGCUAUUCCCCCCUAUAAGGCUAAAUUUAAAGUCAUUUAGCCCGCUAAGCCAUUAUACAAAACUAUACUUCUGCAUUAUCUUUUGUCCUUGUUUAUGAUAUAUAUGAUUCAUUGAUGUGAAGUUUGGUUCUUGAAUUAGGAUGCCUCUUGGUAUUCGCGUUUUAAUGUGCGAACAUGUGUAUAUGUAAAGUAUAUGCAAUAUAUCAUAUAUGAUGCCUUAUAUACUUGUUGUUUUGAUUUUUUAUGAGUUAAGAGAAGGCGGCUGCUAUGGAUCAGGCGGAUGAUUUCGCCAGGAAAUCAUCCGCCUAGCCAGCCGUUAGAUUUGACGCUAGGGGACGUACGAUCUGGCGCUGCAUCCGAAGCUGCAGGUGCUGUCCAUGGCAACAUCAAGCAUCGGCAAAAGCUUCAUAGCAACCCCAGCAGCGAGACGAAACUGCAAUGGAGCACCGACGCCGCAGGCGAAGCUUCAGUGCAGCACCGGCGAAGCUUCAUUGACGCCCCGACGAAGCUUCGUUGCAGCUUCGGCAAAGCUUCAUUGAUGCCCCGGCGAAGCUUCGUUGCAGCAUUGCCCGCAGCUCUGUCGAGGGCCAUGGCAGUUGCUCGUAUCCCCUCCUCCUCCAACGCAGCUCCGCCGUCAACAUGGUAACAACCUCGCCGCGCAUCGCAUACUGCAACGCAGCUCCGCCGUCGGCCAUGACAGCACCGUCCUCCCAACCUAGCCUAUAGCAGCACGAGGUGACCGGCAACUGAAAUUGCAUCAAAGCACCGUCCCUUGUGAAACCGGCUUGCAGCGGCAACGGUGGCGGUGGUCUACGACAGCAGGCACUGGCACUUGUGUGUGGUGCGGUGUGCUCAAGGAAGAA
Hordeum vulgare subsp. vulgare (domesticated barley) is the source of this 2620-nucleotide messenger RNA. RefSeq lists its product as uncharacterized. The transcript has 2 exons. The coding region runs from base 296 to 1246 and encodes 316 amino acids. NCBI's taxonomy places the organism in Eukaryota, Viridiplantae, Streptophyta, Magnoliopsida, Poales, Poaceae. The record is from RefSeq and is a predicted model, not a curated record.